CUCCGGAGCGAGCCCAAACCCUCCCUACUGUAUCGAUGAAGUUGUUUCAAAGAUGGCGGAUUUCCUGCCGUCCCGGUCCGUUUUAUCUGUAUGUUUUCCUAACUGUCUCCUUACAAACAGUGAGGCAGAGCAGAUGAGGAAAUCUAAAGAAAUCGAUAAAGGUCUCAGUCGGGAUAAGACGUAUGUAAAACGGCUAGUGAAGAUUUUACUACUCGGAGCGGGCGAGAGCGGCAAGUCCACUUUCCUCAAGCAGAUGCGCAUCAUCCAUGGGCAAGACUUCGAUCAGAGGGCCAAAGAAGAGUUCAAAGGCACAAUAUUUAGCAAUGUUAUAAAAGGCGUGCGCGUUCUGGUGGACGCCCGGGAGAAGCUGUGCAUCCCGUGGGGCGAGCCGUCCAACCAGAAGCACGGGGAGACGGUGAUGGCGUUCGACACGCGCUCGGCCCAGGGCCAGGUGCAGGCCGACGUCUUCCUCAAGUACCUGCCCGCCAUCAGGUGCCUGUGGGCAGACACGGGCAUCCAGCACGCCUACGACCGCCGCCGCGAGUUCCAGCUGGGGGAGUCGGUGAAAUACUUCUUGGACAACCUGGAGAAGCUCGGCCAGUUGGACUAUCUUCCCAGCCAGCAGGAUAUUCUCCUGGCCCGUAAGCCCACCAAGGGCAUCCACGAGUACGACUUUGAGAUCAAGAACGUGCCCUUCAAGAUGGUGGAUGUGGGGGGGCAGCGCUCAGAGAGGCGGCGCUGGUUCGAGUGCUUCGACUCGGUCACGUCCAUCCUCUUCCUCGUCUCGUCCUCCGAGUACGACCAGGUGCUGAUGGAGGACCGGCAGACCAACCGCCUGAGCGAGUCUCUCAAUAUCUUCGAGACCAUCGUCAACAACCGCGUGUUCAGCAACGUGUCCAUCAUCCUCUUCCUCAACAAGACGGACCUGCUGGAGGACAAGGUGAAGAGCGUGCCCAUCAAGGACUAUUUCCCCGAGUUUGGCGGGGAGGCGCACAGCCUGGCCGACGUGCAGAGCUUCCUGGUGGACUGCUUCCGGAACAAGCGCCGGGAGCAGCAGCAGAAGCCGCUGUACCACCACUUCACCACGGCCAUCAACACGGAGAACAUUCGCCUGGUGUUCCGCGACGUCAAGGACACCAUUCUGCACGACAACCUUAAGCAGCUCAUGCUCCAGUGAAACGGCAGCGCAGUUUUUUUUGUUUUUGUUUCGGGUUGUUCGUUUUACGCGAGGAGAGAGAGUCGCCGGAACCUAGCUCCUCCCCCUCCUCUGUUCUCAACUGUCACUUUCGACCCCCCCCUCUCUGCCAUCCGUCGAGUGUAGAACUGCACCACCUAUCUUGCCUUUCACCAAACGUCUUUUAUUAUUAUUCAUUUGGAUUUGAUUUGUAUUUUUGUGUUUGUCUGCACGGCCAUCGUAGUCCUCACCUAAAACCACUGUAAAGCCGUGUGACACCUCUAAUCUCCUGUCUCAGAUGGAUUCUUUCUAGAACGUCCUGUACCGGUCCACUCUGUGAGCUCUGCCUGACAAACUCUGUAACUUCUAUCCGGGCUGCGGAGGUGUGUGUGUGGGAGGGGGGGGGGGGCGGGUCAAAGGCUGUCUCGUAGAGACUGAGGGCGGGGCGUGGUGGUCACCAAGGCAGAGUGGAGGUAGGAGGAAGGUGACGCGAUGGCGGGGGUUUACCGACCUGUGCUCUCCUCGCGGGCCUCGACGACUGCUAGCGUCAAUGCUUCCACCACCACCACCGUGAUGUGUCAUUACCACUGCAGGGCGAUGCCCACCACCCCUCUGCGUGGAAAUGAGGACUGUUCUAGAUGUUUCUGUGUGGAAAUGAGGACUGUUCUAGAUGUUUCUGGGGGCCUUUUCAAUUGGGGGGGCUUUUUUUCUGCACUGUACUAAUCUUUGAAUUAUUCCACUAUUGAGCCUUCUGUACCACUCUGCCUCCUCAUUGAAAAGGGCUAACUCUCACACACACACACACAGACACACACACACACGCCUGAUGCCCUCCUUAAGGUGAUUCCUGCCAGGUCGAGCUGUAGGUUUCCCGUUUCCUCACGUUUUCUUUUACUUCAACUGUAAUCUCGAGGUGGUUCUUUUACCUCUGGCCUUUUUUCGUUUUUAUUUCCCCCCCCCCCACACUCCCAUAAAGACACGUAUCUAUCUACACUUUGUCUCUUUAGUUGCUAGACUGCUGACGGGCAGUGCUAGGCAACGGAGGAAGUAGAGAGAUCACACACGGCACUUGCGCUUCAACCACAUGAAUAAGUAAUAAUAAUUUUUUAAAGAAAAUACACUGCAACUGUAGCUUUAGUGGAGGGAAUCUAAGCACAGUGUAUUUAGCGAAUUCUCAGGGCACGUUGUGGACCACUUAUUUGUGUAUUGGAUGCAAUGAUACUUGUGCCUAUGCCCUUUACAGAGACACUUUAACUUGGUCGUUCUCUCUCACACAGGCACACGCACACACACACACACACACAGAGAAUGGCUGGCAGAAUCUCUUCUGCUUCUCUCGUCUUUCCUUCUUUAGCUCCUCCCACUUUGGGCUCUCCUGUUUGCUUUAAGCUGCCUUGAGCUGCUCAGCUUAAACCUUCUCUUCCGUCUCUCCCACAGGGGAACGGAGGGACAUGGUGUGUUGUUGCCUUCACCCCCCCCCCCCCCCACACACACACACACACACACACACUCUCCUGUCCUUACCGAGAAAAUACGAACUUUUCAACAGAGUAAAAAGAAAAGAAAAUGUCUGGUUAGAAGGCGUGUAGGCUAACUUAAAGGUUUAACCAGACGUGUAGGCUAACUAGCGGGUUUUCUUCGACAUUUUCAUUUUUUUCAAGUGCUACCCUUUCUCUAAAGGUACAAGUUAUCCUCUCAGUCUCCGCCAGUUAUUCUCUAGCCGGGUCUGUGGCGACAAACAAAAGGGAUAGCGCCAGCUCGCGUAGUGAACCUUCGGAGAAACGGCUAAGCUUGCGCGGUGUGCCCGAAUGCCGGUGUUUGUUUAUAGACGUUUGUACAUCCCUGCGUCUCCUGGACGCUCCGUCUCUCUCAGUCUCUCUCUCUGUCUCUCUCUCAGUCUCUCUCUCUGUCUCUCUCUCAUGUAUAUGUAUAGUUAUGUAUCUCACACCACCUCACCAUGUUUCUAACCACGAUGUAACCCGUCUUACACAUGUAUUUGUAAGUAUGUAUGUAUCACUGACCCCUGGUGUUGUUUUUUUGUUUGUUUUUUACCGGUUUUUGGUGUGUUGUUGCUGGGGGGGUUGUGGAUGGGUGUAUAUUUACAGUGAAAUCGGCCUAAACAACAACAAAAAAUGUCCAGGCCGUGCUUUUAUUCUGUUAGUCCGUCUGUCUGUCGGCAUGUCUGUAAACAAAAGAGACUUGUAUGUUGUUGACACACACUCUGUCUGUCUCUUGUUGGGGCCUCUGGUAGCUCCAGGCACCCCCUCCUCAUGCUCCAAGUCGGCCCCAGCAGAGAGCUCUGUUGUCUGGGCUCAGACUGUCAUGCCUCAUCUUGGCUGGAGGCCCUGGGCUGGGCCGGGGGGGAAGAGAAAGGCCACCAUUGCAUCCUCUUCCCGUCUGCUCGACUGAUGUGACUGGUCCUAGUGUGUCACACACGCACGCACACCCCACCCGAGUCUGAGCAGGCCAAAUGGCCUUGUAAUGCUCUUUCGUUGUUGCUGAACGAACUCGUUUUUUGAAGCAUGAACACACACACACACACACACUCAUCCUAGGGCCUGUAGUGUCCCGCUGGAAGAACAUCUCCACAGAUCGUUGCUCCCGAAGAAGCCCGAACAGCCUUAACGGUAACGCUCGCGUCCUUCCAGACCGCUCAGAGCCGGCCGUCUUGAAAUGUCCGCCUGUUCUGGAUGCCGGGGCUAUCUCGCUCUCCGUCUCUCUCCAGGUUUGCCGCUCGCUCCAGCCACUUAUUCUCUGAAGCCCAGGGUCCUCUCUGGCCCCCCUGUGGUGAGGUGCUAUCCGUGUGCCAGCAACUCAGAACCACAUUUUCCUGACAAACCCAAAGGUUGGAGGCUCACUUUGCCAAUGUCGUAUAGCCAAGCCUGUUUUAGCCAACACACAGCCAUAACUAGUCUAAACGGAGACCUGCAUUUCAGUGUGUUUGAACACAAGUGUUUUUCAAAAAUAAUAAUUCAGGCAACGACUAACCUGUUAGCGAGAUGGUAUACUCUGCACUGUAACGGGAGAGCAGAGAUACUCAGAUACCAGAGGCCUUGUGUUUAAGAGGCCUCAAGCUCCCAAGUUUUAACACAAACUUUCGGUUUGGAAAAGAGUCGACUGGACAAGAUUGUUCUUGGUCUGAAGACUCUGCCUUAAACCUUUUGUGUUGUUAUUUUAUAACCGUUUUAAGUGUGUGUCCGGGUCUGUGGUUCUUGUUUUUCACACGCUGCUUCCUGGCCUGUUUGGUGAUCGAUCUCUCUGGGACGGCAGCACAAACCUUGAACAGAAUGUGUCUAGUUCAAAGGAUUCUGUAAACUAAGAGGUGGUGAAACUGUGUAGAGGGGGGUCAAAUGUGAGCGAGGUCACACAGGCCAGUGUUUUGUAGUGCCAUGCUCCGAUACUGCACCACUCCACGGCGAGACUUCAGAAAAUGUGUCAACGAGAAAUAA
Messenger RNA from Hypomesus transpacificus, 4623 nucleotides. Its product is annotated as guanine nucleotide-binding protein subunit alpha-13-like. Lineage: Eukaryota; Metazoa; Chordata; Actinopteri; Osmeriformes; Osmeridae. The record is from RefSeq and is a predicted model, not a curated record. Gene Ontology annotation, molecular function: D5 dopamine receptor binding; G-protein beta/gamma-subunit complex binding; GTPase activity. Gene Ontology annotation, biological process: Rho protein signal transduction; adenylate cyclase-activating G protein-coupled receptor signaling pathway. Gene Ontology annotation, cellular component: brush border membrane; heterotrimeric G-protein complex.